AUAGGUACCCAAUUUUUAAAUUAUAAUAUUUGAUUUAUAUAUCAUUCUGUAAUUCAAGUGUAAGACUUGGAACAAAUGUCACUCAUAUAAUAAUUAUAUACAAUAUAUCAAGAGUAAUAAAAAAAAUUAAACAAAUCAUGCCAGAGAGAUUUAUUAAAGUAUUAAAAAUUAAAAUGAGAAAAAAAAAGAAGGAAAUUACAAGGUCAACUGCAAUAUUGGAAAAGAACAACCUGGCAUUAAUGGCUGCUUCUUUAUAAAUCAAUAUCAACGAAGACAAAAAAAGGUAGCAAACUGACUCCAUCAACUUCACCAUAAAUACUCCUUAAAAAAAAAAACAAAAUUCACUAUAAAUUAAUUAUUUCAUUCUCGAGGACAUUGUCCGUGUACUUUCUCUUUCUAUAUAAGCAAUUUUGUUGGAACUAAAACUUUGCAUAUCUGUAUCUCAUCCAGUUUCCAUAUUUCUUAGUUAGUCACAAAAUUAAUGGCGAUACUGAGGAAUGUGAUGAGCUUGGCUGUUAUAGCCAUGCUGUUUGAAUUAGCCAUGGCAGCCAAUUACACAGUUGGAGGUUCAAAUGGUGGCUGGGAUACCAGCACUAACCUGCAAGCUUGGGCAGCUUCGCAAUUGUUUUCAGUUGGAGAUAACUUGAUUUUCCAGUAUGGAGCCAAUCACAACUUGUUUGAAGUAUCACAGGCAGAUUACGACUCAUGCCAAACGAGUAAUGCAAUUCAAGGGCACAGUGACGGCUCCACAGUCAUCCCUCUUUCAUCUCCUGGCACUAGAUACUUCAUCUGCGGAACUCCAGGACAUUGCACCCAAGGAAUGAAAGUUGAGAUAGACGUCCUUCCAUCUUCCACACCACCACCAGCCACUCCUGCCACUCCUGCAACCCCACCACCAACAUCGCCAAUUAACCCUCCACCACCGGCCACUCCUGCAACCCCACCACCAGCAUCACCCAUAAGCCCUCCACCACCUUCUCCUUCGUCGGUCAUGCCGCCCUCGUCCUCCCCAUCUCCAACAACUUCUACUCCCUCACCAUCACAGUCCCCACCUGAGACCAGUCCUACCAUGUCUCCUCCAUCUCCUCCUACAUCGCCUAUGGGCAGUCCUAAAUCAUCUCCUACAAUCUCCCCUUCUCCUGAUGUUUCCUCGCCGCCACCUUCACCGUCAUCAGCUAAUAAAGCUAGCAUCAGAAGUAAUCUAACAGUAAGCUUCAGCAUAGUCAUGAUGAUGAUGAUAAUGGUUCUGGUCCGCUAAGCAUUCUUGGAAGAUAAUUCUUUCGGAUAUUACAUGUUUAUUUUUUCUUAGCAUUUGUAAUUUUAUGUCUUCGCUAUCAAAAAUUCUGGUGUGCAUUCAAUUUUAAUUAAAAAACACUAAAUUAUUCUUGAA
Ricinus communis (castor bean) is the source of this 1390-nucleotide messenger RNA. Its product is annotated as uclacyanin-3. Lineage: Eukaryota; Viridiplantae; Streptophyta; Magnoliopsida; Malpighiales; Euphorbiaceae. The record is from RefSeq and is a predicted model, not a curated record. The coding region runs from base 482 to 1258 and encodes 258 amino acids. Gene Ontology annotation, cellular component: plasma membrane. Gene Ontology annotation, molecular function: electron transfer activity. The transcript is spliced from 2 exons.